Messenger RNA from Pseudoliparis swirei, 2148 nucleotides. It is a transcript of the gene upp2, whose product is annotated as uridine phosphorylase 2. The transcript is spliced from 7 exons. Gene Ontology annotation, molecular function: uridine phosphorylase activity. The record is from RefSeq and is a predicted model, not a curated record. NCBI's taxonomy places the organism in Eukaryota, Metazoa, Chordata, Actinopteri, Perciformes, Liparidae. The coding region runs from base 134 to 1075 and encodes 313 amino acids. Gene Ontology annotation, cellular component: cytoplasm; cytosol. Gene Ontology annotation, biological process: uridine catabolic process; nucleotide catabolic process.
UCAGCGGCAGGGCCAGAUGUCACUGCUAUAUCAGCUCUGCAGCCAGACACAAAUCUUAUUCAAAAACAGCCACGAGUGUUAAGAGGUUUAAAACAACAAAUUUAAACUGGAUUUCAAAGCGUCUCCUCCAGUCAUGGCACCAAUUCUGCUUAACUGUUUGGGGAAUGACCACAAUGAGUAUAUCAAACAACUAGUCCAAGUGAAAAAUCCCUACUUGGACGCCAUGGAGGAGGAUAUUCUCUACCACUUCAGCUUGGGCACCAAGACUCACAAUCUUCCAGAAAUGUUUGGAGAUCUUAAGUUUGUCUGUGUUGGAGGCAGCGCGAAUCGAAUGAAGGCUUUCGCCCAGUUCAUCCACCAGGAACUGGAGCUGCCUGGAAACCCAGAGGAAGUCGUCGAUAUCUGCGAGGCCACUGAUCGCUACUGCAUGUAUAAAGUGGGACCCGUGCUCUCUAUGAGUCAUGGCAUGGGGGUCCCUUCCAUCUCUAUAAUGCUGCAUGAGCUCAUCAAACUGCUGCACCACGCUCAGUGCCGGAACGUGGUCCUGUUGCGCCUCGGGACAUCUGGCGGUGUUGGUCUGGCUCCUGGGACUGUGGUGGUCACGGAUAAAGCCGUGGACUACUCCUUCCUGCCCCAGUUCGAGCAGGUGGUUCUGGGUAAAGUUGUGACCAGAAGCACUGAGCUGGACGAGGGAUUGGCCAAUGAGCUUCUGCAGUGCUCCGCUGAGCUUCAACAAUUCCCUACAGUGAUUGGAAACACCCUGUGCACCCAUGACUUUUAUGAAGGUCAAGGCCGACUUGACGGAGCUCUUUGCUCCUUCUCUCAUGAAGACAAACUGGAGUAUCUCAGGAAAGCUCACGCGGCCGGAGUGAGGAAUAUUGAAAUGGAGUCCUCCGUAUUUGCGGCUAUGUGCCGCGCCUGUGGCCUCAAAGGGGCGGUGGUCUGUGUUGCAUUGCUGGACCGCUUCGAGGGAGACCAGAUCACGUCCUCUCAUGACGUGCUGGUGGAGUACCAGCAGAGACCUCAAGUCCUGGUGUCCCACUUCAUCAAGAAGCGUCUGGGACGUGCUGUCUGAAAUCCCUCCGUCUGCCCUCCCAACCCCAGCUUCCCAAAUAGAGUGUAAAUAGCUGAUAUGUGGAUAUGUACAUAUACUGUAUUUAACAUGUUAAUAUGUGUAUUAGACACUUAUUAAAAAAGUUAUGAUUUCUUUGAUUUAAUUGAUGAAGCUCAAAUAUUAAGUAUGUUGCAUAAGUACACUACCGUUCAAAAGUUUGGGGUCAUCCAGACAAUUUCGUGUUACAUGAAAACUCACUUUUAUUUAUCAAAUGAAUUGAAAAUUGAAUAGAAAAUAUAGUCAAGACAUUGACAAGGUUAGGAAUAAUGAAUAAUAUUUGAAGUAUUAAUUUUGUUCUUCAAAUUUCAAGCUCAAAGGAAGGCCAGUUGUAUAGCUUAUAUCACCAGCAUAACUGUUUUCAGCUGUGCUAACAUAAUUGCACAAGGGUUUUCUAAUCAGAUAUUAGUCUUCUAAGGCGAUUAGCAAACACAAUGUACCAUUAGAACACUGGAGUGAUAGUUGAUGGAAAUGGGCCUCUAUACACCUAUGGAGAUAUUUCAUUAGAAACCAGACGUUUCCACCUAGAAUAGUCAUUUACCACAUUAACAAUGUAUAGAGUGUAUUUUUGAUUAAUGUUAUCUUUAUUGAAAAAACUGCUAUUCUUUGAAAAAUAAAGACAUUUCUAAGUGACCCCAAACUUUUGAACGUUAGUGUAUAUGAAAGUAUGUAUUGGAUCGUUUAAUAUUUAAUACUCUGGCAUUUAUGUAAGGUAACAUUCAUUUUCUAAAGAAUGUGUUCUGUAUGUUGAUUUUAAUAUUUGACUUGCACUUGUAACUCAACAAAAAUUGUUGGGCGUGUGAGCAAAUGAUUGCUAAAUCAUUGUCAUUUUUCUUAUGAAACAGGAAAUGGACCAGACAUUUAGUUGUUCCUGCCACACAAGCAGUUUAUAAAUAUUGAUAUACAGAGAGGUAAUCAUAAUCUGUUAGAGGUAUAUGUUUAUUGUCAAAUAAUGAUAAUGUAUUAUACUGUAUUUCUCAUGAAGUGUAUACAACGUUCAAUAAAAGUCAACAAUAAUAAAAGCCUUUCGUCACUUG